Messenger RNA from Aspergillus luchuensis, 225 nucleotides. The record is from the annotation of a RefSeq genome assembly. NCBI's taxonomy places the organism in Eukaryota, Fungi, Ascomycota, Eurotiomycetes, Eurotiales, Aspergillaceae.
AUGUUACAAGCUGCAAAAAUAUUAGGAACAGGAAUGGCUACAACAGGUUUAAUCGGAGCUGGUGUAGGUAUUGGUAUUGUAUUUGGUGCUUUAAUAUUAGGUGUUGCUAGAAAUCCAUCAUUAAGAGGACAAUUAUUCUCUUAUGCUAUUUUGGGUUUUGCUUUCGCUGAAGCAACUGGAUUAUUUGCUUUAAUGAUGGCUUUCUUAUUAUUAUACGUAGCUUAA